AUGGAUUCUGAACCCGAGGAUAAAGCUACAAGCGAUGGCGCGACCAUGGUUGAGGGUCAAGGGUUUGAUGAGGUUACCAACGAGAAUACGGUUACAACCCAGUUAGGAAGCGAAGCAGAUGAAGCGAGCUUCCUUCGAAACAUUACAGCAGACAUCAGGGAUCAAGAUGAUCUGGAGCGCGACAUUACGGCACAGGCAAACACUGCGUUGAUGGAAGCUGAGGACAAAAAGGAUCAACAGCGUAUUGAAAAGCUUGAGACAAGCAAACAAAAUCUGGAGGCCCAAAGAGCUAAAGAGCGACAGAAUCUGGAAAGGGAGCGUCGCAACCCUUACAAGUCACGCAAGAUACAAGCACAAAUUGACAAACUCGACAAUGAAAUUGAGCGCGUCACGAACGACAUAUCUGAUUUUCAAGCCCGCAUUGAAAAGAGGCGUGAGGAAGCCGCGGAAGCCGUGGAGGAAUCAUCCAAAAGCAAGUCUAGAAGACUGCCUGGCGAAACUAACCGAGACUAUCUCGUACGCACUGGAAAGAUCACUCCUUUUGCCAAUAUUGGUGGAGAGCGACCUCCCGGGUUCGAAGGCGAACUUGCCGAUGUCCUUGUGGAAGCAGAAGAAGAUGCAGCAGAGAACAACUUCGAGAGUGAUGACCAAGAGCCAAGAUCACAUCAGAUCUUACGUAUGCCUGGCUUUGCCGAAGAGCCGGAAACUAAGGCCGUUGCUAAUGUUGUUGAAAACGAAUUUUCCCUUCGACCUAGGAAGAAACGCAAAGUGCAGAGAGACGCAUCAUCUGACGAGUUUGAGCCAGAGGCCGCUGCCUCACCAGAGAGCCAAUAUGCGUCAGAUACCAGCGAAGAGGAAGCCACUGGUCGAAAGCGACGGAAGGGUGCGUCCAAAAAGAAAGCCGCAGAUGCCGCGGUAUCGGGUGGAAAUGUUGUAGACUUGACCGGUGUUGACGAUGGCAAUGAGUCCAAAUACAAGGCACGUCUUGCAGAUUGGGUCAAAAGACGGAGCAGGGCGCGCCGUCGGCGCGCGGAAGCAGAUGGUGUCUCUCUCGCUGAGAAUGACGAGGAAGAGUGGUUCAAACCUUCACCUGACCAUCCUGACCAUGUGUUCGGAAACGGCCUAAAGUUGCCUGGUGAUAUUCACCCUUCGCUAUUUGCGUACCAGAAAACCGGAGUUAACUGGCUCGCUGAGCUGUACGAGCAAGGUGUUGGAGGUAUUAUUGGAGACGAAAUGGGUUUGGGCAAGACAGUCCAAGCAAUCGCCUUCGUUGCGGCCCUUCACUAUAGCAAGAAGCUUGACAAACCUGUCAUCGUCGUUGUGCCCGCAACGGUCAUGAAGCAAUGGGUCAACGAAUUUCACCGAUGGUGGCCUCCACUAAGAGUCUCUAUUUUGCACUCAUCAGGCAGUGGCAUGAUGAACCAACGAGAAGAUGAUUCUGACAUUGAUGACGACUCUGUUGCGGUCAGCAGGAAUCGUGCUGCCGCUCGGAGGAUAGUUAGUCGCGUCGUCAAGCAUGGUCAUGUUCUAGUGACAACUUACGCUGGCCUACAAUCUUAUGACCAAGAGCUUCUGUCCCACACCUGGGGUUAUGCCAUCCUUGACGAAGGCCAUAAGAUCCGGAACCCGAACGCGGAUAUCACUGUCGCAUGCAAGCACCUGAAUACCGUGAACCGGCUCAUCCUUUCUGGUACGCCAAUCCAGAACAACCUAACGGAGCUAUGGUCACUCUUCGAUUUUAUCUUCCCAAUGCGACUAGGUACGCUAGUGAGUUUCAGGACGCAGUUCGAGCUACCGAUCAAGCAAGGUGGCUACGCAAACGCGACCAACCUCCAAGUCAUGACAGCUGAAAAAUGCGCGGCGACCUUGAAGGACACUAUCAGUCAAUACCUCCUGCAAAGACUUAAGAUCGAUGUGGCGUCAGAUCUUCCAGAGAAGACGGAACAAGUUCUGUUUUGCAAGCUGACGCAGCCUCAGCUUACGGCAUACACAAGGUUUUUGAACUCGGACGCUGUCGGUGAAAUUAUGACGAAGAAACGAAAAGCGUUGUAUGGCAUCGACAUUCUGCGAAAGAUUUGCAAUCAUCCGGAUCUCUUGGACGAUCGGCUCAAGAAAGAUUCGAAGUACAACUGGGGAGAUCCCAAAAAGUCAGGCAAGAUGCAGAUGGUGAAUGAGCUAUUGCCAUUAUGGAAGCGCUUUGGUCACAAGACCUUGUUGUUCUCUCAGACCAAGCUUAUGCUGAAUAUUCUCGAGAAGUUUAUUGGAAAGAUGGAUGGGGUUAGCUAUCUCCGUAUGGACGGUGAUACACCUAUUGAGCAAAGACAGGUCUUGAUCGACCGCUUCAACAACGACCCCUCUGUCGAUGUCUUCUUGCUGACUACGAGGACUGGAGGUUUGGGUAUCAAUUUGACCGGAGCAACCCGUAUUAUCAUUUACGACCCAGACUGGAAUCCUUCUACCGACAUGCAAGCGCGUGAAAGAGCUUGGCGGCUUGGCCAGACGAAACCAGUCUCAAUCUACCGACUGAUGACAUCUGGUUCAAUCGAGGAGAAGAUUUACCAUCGUCAAAUUUUCAAACAGUUCAUGACCAACAAAGUGUUGAAAGAUCCGAAGCAGCGCGCCAACUUUGACCUAUCCGAUCUCUAUGAUCUCUUCAGCUUUGGCGAAGCUGGUCAAAGCAUGGCAAGCGCCGACAGAAGCAAGAUCUUUGAGGGCGCUGAAGUGAAAUUCAACAACAAAGAGCUUCAGCAUGACAAACCGUCUAAGGACACCAUGCCCAUAACUUCCGUCGGAGCAAGCAAAGCAGCGAACGAUGAAGUAAACACUGUACGAAAGCUUUCAGGUGUUGUCGCAAUGGAGGAGUAUAAAGAGGACAAGGAAGUACAUGACGAGAAGAGAAUGACUGAGAAUCUUUUUGCUCGGUCAGUAGAGAGCGCUUACGAGCAUGACCAAAUCAUGAAUGGCAAGAAACCGGUGCAAGCAGACAAAGCCAUGAACCAGUACGAGGCCAAUAAGGUCGCUGCACAAGCAGCGGCACAUCUCCGUCGGGCCGGUGAGGAAGCCCGCAGCAUACCCAUUGGUACCGUUACUUGGACCGGCGAAGUAGGUGAUGGCGGCCGUCCCGGUUCCCAUCGGAGACGAGGCGGACCCAGUUCAUCAGGCGUAUUGGCCGGUUUGGCUGACCGACAAGGUCUAAGCCGGCCCAACAGCGGUACCAGCUCGCGGUCUGGCACUCCUGGCAUGGAAAACAAAAAUCUGAGAGAGAAGGAUUUCGUUCUUCUCAUACAAACCUUCAUCAAGCGCCACGGAGGAAAGGUGCCCAGCAAGAUGUUAGUGGACCACUUCAACCCCUACUGUCAAACAUCCAGACAGAGUCAGGAGUUCAAGUCUGCGUUGGACAAAAUAGCUACCCUAACCAAGGGCAGUACUGGCAGCACUGGUAGGGGAAUGUGGUCCUUGAAGCCAGGCUACUGA
Molecule: messenger RNA, 3474 nt
Organism: Colletotrichum truncatum
Lineage: Eukaryota; Fungi; Ascomycota; Sordariomycetes; Glomerellales; Glomerellaceae
Product: DNA repair protein rhp26
Biological process (GO): transcription-coupled nucleotide-excision repair
Cellular component (GO): nucleus
Molecular function (GO): ATP binding; ATP-dependent chromatin remodeler activity
Source: RefSeq, a predicted model, not a curated record